AUGGUCCCGGCUCGGAACCUGCAGCUCCUCCGCGACGCGCAUGCCACGCCCUUCCUCCGCGACGUCGCCGCCGGCGUCGACGCUGUGACGGCGCAGCAGACGCCGCACAGCCAUCACAUGGCCCAGGAGCCCAUUAACCAGGACCCGCCAAAGAACCAGCCGCCGCCGCAGCAGCAAGUACACCAAGACCAGGAGGACCGCCGCGGGGAGGCUCCAGUCGCGUUGCCGCCGCACCCCGCCGGCACAAGCGGCAGCAGCAGUGGCGGUAGCAGCAGCAACGGCGGCGGCGGCGGGGCAGGGGACUGGCUACGCCUCGGCCUCGGUCCGGCGUCCCCGGGACCCAGUGGCGCCGCUCCCGAGAUCAACCUCUUCGGGGCGGACCCCUCGGGGACGUCGCGGCCGAGGCAGGAGAUGCUCACCGGCAUGGUCGCGCCGCCCGGGGCCUUCCUGCGCACCGCCAUGCCCGGCAUUCCGCAGCCGUCCAUACAAAUGCCCCUGGCGCGAGCCGGCCCGCCCUGGCUGCCGCCGUGGAGCCCCGCCGCGCAACAUCCGCCGCCGCUCCAUCUCCCGUUCGCGCCACGCGGGUUCUACGCGCCCGGCUCGCCGGCCGCGGCCGCAUCCGGCUUCGACACGAUCAGGGUCGUGCUACCACCGCCGGCGCUCACCGCGGCCGCCGGCGUCUGGUUCUUUCUCCAGGCCGCGCCCCACCAGGGGAGGGAGCCCUUCUUGCCUCAGAUUCCAAGAAGCUACUUAAGAAUCAAAGACGGGAGGGUGACAGUUAGGUUGUUGAUCAAGUACCUGGUUAACAAGCUUGGACUGGAGGAUGAAUCAGAGGUGGAGAUUACAUGCCGAGGGCGACUGCUCCUCCCGCUGAUGACCCUACAGCAUGUCCGUGACAGUAUCUGGUGCCAGAGGGACGCCGUGUCUCCGUCGGUCGCACCGGACAUGUCAACCGCUAACCACAUUAUGGUUUUGCAGUAUGGCAGAAGACCGUAGUAGAAUAUCCCGCUCCCUUCUGAUGUCACUCACAGAAAUGUAGAUUCUACCCCUCUUUUAACCAUUUUGCUGGCACGGCUGUGACCGUACCGACAACAGGCGGCGUGACGGAUGACAAUUCCCGACCGCCUGGGCUCGCAGGCUGCUGAUGAUCUAUUAUUGGUGAACCACAGAAGAGAAGGUGUGGAAUGGAUCUUUUUUUCCUGACAAACGGCGCGGUAACUCGUUGGCAUACCAGAGGAUCUUUUUUUUUUUCCCUUGACCAUCCCUUAUGUAUACAGGCUUUGUUUUCUCCAGCGAAUUACGGGAGAAAACAGCUUGGAAGCUGCCUGACAUGAUUAGAUCAAAUCAAAACUGUCAGAGGAAGGGAUUUCACUGAAGGGUGCACUUCCAAGCCAUUUUGGCCUUCACUUCACCUGAUUUACUAAUUUGUCACAUUUUGUUCUC
Messenger RNA from Lolium rigidum, 1443 nucleotides. Its product is annotated as protein LAX PANICLE 2-like. Lineage: Eukaryota; Viridiplantae; Streptophyta; Magnoliopsida; Poales; Poaceae. The coding region runs from base 1 to 996 and encodes 331 amino acids. Gene Ontology annotation, biological process: multicellular organism development. The transcript is spliced from 4 exons. The record is from RefSeq and is a predicted model, not a curated record.